Pistacia vera is the source of this 1064-nucleotide messenger RNA. RefSeq names its product ubiquitin-conjugating enzyme E2-23 kDa-like. The record is from RefSeq and is a predicted model, not a curated record. Gene Ontology annotation, cellular component: nucleus. Gene Ontology annotation, biological process: protein polyubiquitination; ubiquitin-dependent protein catabolic process. The transcript is spliced from 8 exons. Gene Ontology annotation, molecular function: ubiquitin conjugating enzyme activity. Bases 267 to 824 code for a protein of 185 amino acids. NCBI's taxonomy places the organism in Eukaryota, Viridiplantae, Streptophyta, Magnoliopsida, Sapindales, Anacardiaceae.
AUCAGUUUUUCUUUUCUCUUUCCAACUUCGAACUUCAUUAAUUUUCUGUUUGUUUCUCACGAUUCUUCUCAUCAGAAAUUCAACUUUGGACUCCAAUCAUAUAGGCCUUCUUUUGAUUUCCGCGAAUUGAAUUCCGCUGUUAUAUGUUCUGUUGCUGGUUUUGGCCUUGAAUAUAAUUUGUGGUAUCUGAUAUUACUUGGAGCUUCUGGAUCUUUGGUUGGUCGGUGCUUAUUCUUGUUGUGCUCUUUAACUUCUAUAGGAUUAAAAUGUCGUCUCCAAGCAAGAGGAGAGAUAUGGAUGUCAUGAAGCUGAUGAUGAGUGAUUACAAUGUGGAGACAAUAAACGAUGGACUCAAUGAAUUUAAUGUGGAAUUCCAUGGUCCAAAAGAAAGCCUUUAUGAAGGUGGAGUUUGGAAAAUCCGUGUUGAGCUUCCUGAUGCUUAUCCAUAUAAGUCUCCUUCUAUUGGCUUUGUGAACAAGAUAUACCACCCAAAUGUUGAUGAGAUGUCUGGUUCUGUAUGCUUGGAUGUUAUCAACCAAUCAUGGAGCCCAAUGUUUGAUCUAUUAAACAUUUUUGAAGUUUUUCUUCCGCAACUCCUCCUUUAUCCAAAUCCUUCAGACCCACUCAAUGGUGAUGCAGCUUCACUGAUGAUGAAGGACCGAAAACAGUAUGAUCAAAAAGUGAAAGAGUACUGUGAGCGAUAUGCAAAAAAGGAGAAUAUUGCAAACUCCACUGCUGAAGAUGAGAGUGGCGAUGAGGAUAUUAGUGAAGAUGAAGGAAGUGCUUCGAGUGAUGAUGAUAUUGCUGGCCAUGCAGAUCCAUAAUGAUCUGUGAGGCUUGCCAUCUUGAAUUGAACUACUUGAUAGAGCAGCAAUGUAUCCUUAUUACAGCCCCAUCUGUUCAGUUAUAUUCUAGUUUUAGCAUGUAAUACCGUAAGAGUUGUUUCCCACCAUAAAGAAAGGAGUUGAAUUCAAUUUUAAUAUAUCAGAAUAUGAGGGCUCAUAUUGAAGAUGAAGGACAAUAAGAAAUUGAUAAGCUGAUCAAAAGUGGUUUUUUUUAUUGCA